This is a messenger RNA of Brugia malayi, 4416 nucleotides long. It is a transcript of the gene Bma-itsn-1, whose product is annotated as Variant SH3 domain containing protein. The record is from RefSeq and is a predicted model, not a curated record. Gene Ontology annotation, biological process: endosomal transport; clathrin-dependent synaptic vesicle endocytosis. Gene Ontology annotation, cellular component: plasma membrane; intracellular vesicle; clathrin-coated pit. NCBI's taxonomy places the organism in Eukaryota, Metazoa, Nematoda, Chromadorea, Rhabditida, Onchocercidae. The coding region runs from base 1 to 4416 and encodes 1471 amino acids. Gene Ontology annotation, molecular function: calcium ion binding; protein binding; molecular adaptor activity. The transcript has 27 exons.
AUGAGUGAUACGUCGUGGGUAAUAACUGAAGCAGAAAUGCGAGAAAAUGAUAUUCAGUUCUCGUCUCUUAAUCCAGUAAAUGGAUUUGUUUCCGGUGAACAGGCACGUCCAUUAUUCAUGAAAUCUGGUCUUUCACCAGCAAUUCUAGCUCAAGUGUGGCAUUUAGCUGAUUACAGUAAGGAUGGCAAGAUGGACCGAAUUGAAUUUUCGAUUGCCAUGCAUUUGAUUCGUGCUGUAUUGGCUGGUGCGACGUUACCACCAACUCUUCCGAUCUCCUUAAAGCCUCCAGUGGUGAUAACUCCAUCAUUUCCUCCACUGAUGGCGCAAACACCAAUGGUUACUCCAGUAAUGACCUUUGGCGGACUUCUACCAACUACACAAGAUUUGAUCACUUCUGGGAAGAUACAAGGUGAUUGGACCAUACCGCAUCAUAACAAAUUGAAAUAUUGUCAGCACUUUAAUCAGCUUGACAAAAACAGAAUUGGGUCGCUUAGUGGUGUUCAUGCAAGAAAUAUUUUGGCACAAAGCCAGCUGUCGAAUUCUGUCUUAGCUGAAAUCUGGAAUUUGUCGGAUUAUAAUAAAGAUGGACGGCUUAGCGUAGAAGAAUUUUGUGUUGCCAUGCAUUUGAUUGAUUCAGUUAAGACUGGUUAUUUGCUUCCAAAAACUCUUCCACCUGAGUUAGCUGCUCACUGUUCACGUUCCGUUUCUGAUUCACCAGUACUUGAUCCGAAUGUACCUCCUGCACAAAAAAUUCAAAUACCGAAAACAUUUGAGGACAAACGCCGUGAUAAUUAUGAUCGUGGGCAGGCAGAAUUGGAUCGACGUCGUCAGGCAUUACGUGAAGAGGAAGAACGUCGUCGUGCAGAAUUUGAAAAGAAAGAGAGAGAAUUGGCAGAAAAGAGAGAACGAGAAAGGGAGGAAGCUGAAAGGAAACGUCAGGCUGAACGUGAAGCGGAAUUAGAACGUGAGCAGAAACGCGAAGAAGCUCGUCUGGCAGAAGAAAGACGUGUUUUGGCAGAAAAAGAGAAAGCUAGAAAGGAGAUGGAACGGCAGAGAAAAGCUGAUUUGAACGCUAUACGAAUUCGAGAAAUCAAAGCACAGCGUCAAAAUGAAGUGGACAGCACUCUGGAACGACAGCAACGCCAGAAAAGUCUAUCCUUUCAGCUUCAAGCUCUCGAUGAAAAGUCAACAGAGUUGAACACUAACAUUACUCAAACAAGGGAUCUAAUUGUUGGUAUAACAAAAGAAAUAGAAUCAAUGAAAGUCAAACGUGAUGAAAAAGCAGAAAAAAUUCGAUCAUUGGAAAUAACAAAACAACAAUUAAGUGUGCAAUAUGAACGACUGGCACACGAAAGUCUCCAAAUGCAGGUUGAAUGUCGUAAUAGAGCGCAAAAGGCUGAAGAUCUUGAGCAAGCGAAAAAUGCAAAACAAUCUCUAAUUGCUCAAUUAUCAACGUUGAAUAAACAGUUGAAAGAUGCAAAUGAACGAGCAAAGGUUCAGCAGCAAUUGGUUACCAUGAAAGCGGAAGAAUUCAACGAGUGUAAUUUAAAGUUAACUCAACUUUCGACGCUACAUUUUCAAUUGUACGAACAGAUUAAAACUUUGAAGUUGAAAGUAAAUACCAUAGUUUCUGGGCAAAAUGGUGAUGUGCCGAAUGCUGUGACAACAUCUUUGUUGGGUCACUCACUUAAUAAAACUCCAUCGGUUGAUUCGAAAAGUGUUACGAACGGAACAGUUCAGCAAUUUUCCGUGCCUAGUAAUUCAUUACCAAAAGGAAAUGGUGCUACUGGUACAGUAAAAUAUCGGGCAUUGUAUGAAUUUAAUGCUCGUUCAGAUGACGAGCUUAGCUUCCAACCAGGAGAUGUUAUUCUUGCAUUUGAAAAUCAUGCCGCAGAACCGGGCUGGUUAGCGGGACAGAUGCGUGACAAAGUAGGAUGGUUCCCCGUAGCAUUUGCCGAACCAAUGGUACCUGUUACUGCUGUUCCUACACAGCCGCCGCAAACCAUAUCAUCUGUUACAACUUCUCCGUCAAGCGAGCCGUUGCAGAGCAUUGUAGAGGAACCGGCUGCUGCGGUUGUUAAAUCAGCUUCAGGAACUUUAAGUGCUUCACCAUCCGGACAAGAAAAACGGUUGCCUGUUCUGGGAGCAGCAGUUGCUUUAUAUCAGUGGAAGGCAAGAAAUGAUAAUGAGUUAAGUUUUUCGAAAGGAGAUACUAUCGAGAUCCUGGAACAGCUAGAAAUGCGGUGGAAGGGUCGUAAUAAAUCUGGCUCAGUUGGUUGGUUCCCCAAAUCGUACGUUUCAAUGUCAGGUGGAGAUAAGGCCGAUUUGAAAGAUAAUUUAGUAAAAGAUCAAGUUGAAAAGUCAAAAGAAUCUGAUGCAAAGGAACCUUCUGCACCUUCAUCUAUUCCCUCAGCUGGUGCAGUAUAUGAUAUUGUUACAGAAACACCAGCUGAAUCGACAUCAGGCGAGUGGUACGUGGCACUGUAUGAUUUUCAAGCAAUGGAACCAACAGAUCUCGAUUUGCAUGCAGGUGAUCGUAUUCUUGUUACGGAAGCAAUCAAUGAAUGGUGGAAAGGAACUUGUAAUGGACGAACUGGAAUUUUCCCUGCGAAUUAUGUGCAAAAAUGCCCACCUUCUUCAGGUGAUGUAUCGCAGUCUGAAAGUGCAGACUUUGGUACAGGCAGAGCUAUUGCUGAUUUUGAAGCUACAGCGGAAAAUCAGUUGUCUCUGAAAGUUGGUGAUGUAGUAAAAGUUCAAAGCAAAUCAUCUUGUGGUUGGUGGCAAGGCGAGAUUGUUUCCGAUGGUGGAACUAGAAAAUUUGGUUGGUUCCCAGGUAAUUAUGUGGAAAUCUUAGGUGGAAAUGAACUGAAAGCAGAAGCCUUAUAUGAUUACCAGGCACAGCGUGAUGAUGAAUUAUCUUUUAAAAACGGUGAUAUCAUAAUAGUCACUGAUCAAAGUGAUGGCGAAUGGUGGAAAGGACGUCUCCUGAAUGACAAAAGUAAUACUGACGCACUCUUCCCAGGAAAUUAUGUUCAAUUGCGCAAAACCAUACAACCAAGCAUCGAAGUGUCUCUAAAUUCAGUGACAUCUUUGCAUAAUCAAUCUGUUACAAUCACAACUGAGCAAUAUCCCAUCGUUUCUUCGAAAUGCGAAAAAGUUGCAAAAGAAUUGUUGGAUACUGAAGUGAAAUAUUGUCAUGACCUAACACAGUGCUAUGAAAUAUUCUCUCAAGGAUUAAAAGACAUAAUUAAUACUGAUCUUGCAAGCCAGUUAUUUUUAAACUUUGAACAGCUUAUUUCUGUAUCUACGUCUAUUGCUAAUGCACUUGAACAACUGUCACCUGGUGAUGUAUUUGUGGCGAAUUUUGAUUUACUUCGUGCUUAUGUUGAAUUUUGCUCGAAACAACAAGCAGCAUUGGAAAUGUUAAACGAACUAGAGCACAACAAUAUUUCAUUUAGACAGGCAUAUCGUUCAUGUUGUAUAAAGACAAAUGGAAUAAACUUUAGCUACUUUUUGCUUUUGCCAAUGAAUCGUAUUACUCGUUAUCCGUUAAUUUUUGAAAAGCUUGUCAAAUAUACGCAUCCAAGUGAUUCUAAACGCAAGAAUCUUGAAAAAGCGCACGAGCUGUUGAAGUUAUUAUGCACCGAAAUUAACGAUGUUAUCAGUGCAUUGGAUAGUUCAAGUAUGCUCAUUUGGGCUCAGCAACACAUUCAUUGUGAAGCUAUACAACCACCUAUUGUUUUCCCAUCUUCUACACGGAAAGUUGGACCACGAUGUCUCCUACACUGUGGUGCUUUGCAGAAACUAUUAAAUGGGAAAAUAUUAGUUGCUCUAUUAUUCAAUGAUUUUUUGAUGCUAACAACACCCGUAGAACCAAUUGAACAGUUGGAGGAAUUCAGGAUUACCAAAACAAGUGAAUUACAGUUAAAUCUUUACAAGACACCUUUGUUAUUGGAAAAUGCUAAAAUUAUACAGAAUAAGGAAAUGGAUGAUUGUUCGUUUGAAGUUCGCUCUGGUGAUUUUUCUAUGAUAUUACGUGCACCAAAUCGAAAUGCUCGAUUAUUUUGGAUUGCACAAAUUGAAAAAGCCAUUAAUGAAUAUCGUAAUCAGUGCCAAAUAACAAAAAAACCAUCAUUAUCCUAUAUGUCUGAACAAGGUCGACUUUUCGUUGAACUAGUUUGCAUUCUAAACGUCGACAGUGCAUUAAGAUUAUUGGGAACUCAAUCAAUAUUGUGCAAAUUUCAAAUCGGUCAAUCAUUAACCUAUGCUGACGUUGAUAUGAACAAAAAAGAGCAUCUUUGUACGACACAACUGCCUAUCUAUGAAACUGCUUAUGAUGAUUUUUUUGAAGUAGCAAUUUUUCUCAAUCGAAUCUUUUCGCCAGAUCUUUGUGCAGGCAUGUUUGGCAUAAUUUAA